This is a messenger RNA of Amoebophrya sp. A25, 807 nucleotides long. NCBI's taxonomy places the organism in Eukaryota, Dinophyceae, Syndiniales, Amoebophryaceae. The record is from the annotation of a GenBank genome assembly.
CGUUCUGCCUGUGAAGAGCUGCCAGUAACUGUUGUAUCCGAGUGCGAAGUGGCAGAACACCUACGUUGUGAUUUCUGUAUCAUGUUGCAGGAAGGCAGUGGUGGAGUGGCGGAACCGAAAUUCAUACGCGGAGUCCACUUUUCUACGGGGGAACAGGUGAAGCCACAAAAUUGUUUCAUACUAGAGGUUGAUGGAGAAAAGCACGGCAACAGGGUGUUGAAGCGGUCUUCUUCGACGUCUGUGGUGGCUGAACCCUCUGUAGUCGACAAACUUCCAACUGGCAGUACUCUCUUACGAAACCAGAUUUUCCGCAACUUGGGGUACUCGUUCUACGUGGUUUCCCACGCCAUGUGGACAGCUAUGGGGAAGGAUUUAGGCGAAAGUGGACGCAUAGAGUGGCUCCGAAAACUGGUGCAAAAGAAACUAAAGUUAGCAUUGGGCGGAACAACUUCAGAAAAUAAGCGGACGCGGGAACAAGAUGGAGAGACCAAGAGCGUAGUGGAUGAUGGAAAUCCUGUCGGAAAAAAACGGAAGAAAGAGACGAAGAUAAGUGAUGAAACUGUUGCAUGAAUGGUCAAGGACAAGGACAGGAGUAUGUACUUGCAUCAAGUCUCUCUCAAGACGUGCAUCUUAGCUCUCGCUUGUGCGUUGUGGACUAAGAGCCACGCAUACGUACCAAGUAGUGCGCCCUACCUGAAAAUGCACGCGCUAAUACCAAAUCCCUCGGAAUAAUUCCUUUCUUAUUCCUUCCCCAGACAAACUCAAGCGACAACGACAUAUGACGACAGAAUGAAAUUUAAGUUGGCA